Messenger RNA from Zea mays, 1412 nucleotides. RefSeq lists its product as uncharacterized. Gene Ontology annotation, cellular component: mitochondrion. Bases 162 to 1073 code for a protein of 303 amino acids. The transcript has 12 exons. The record is from RefSeq and is marked validated. NCBI's taxonomy places the organism in Eukaryota, Viridiplantae, Streptophyta, Magnoliopsida, Poales, Poaceae.
AGCUGCUCUUGCCUCUUGGCCCGAUCAUUUCAUUUCCCCACCUCUCUAAAACCCUCGCUCUUGCCCGCUGUUUUACACCUAAAAGAAAGGUCCUCGCCGUCGAGCCGCCGGCUCCCAUCUCCCGCGCCGUCGCCGACGAGGACACACCAGACGCCUCGCUGAUGGCCUUGGCUCGCCUCGGACGGUCUCUUGCCGGCCGCCUCCACCGUUCUAUCUACCGUCCACCGGCGCCCACAGACUACCAUGCCUCCGUUUCCCGACCCUUCGCUCCGACCCACACAGGCGUAUGCGUACGAGGUUUUGCAAGCUUGACGUACAAUGCCAGCAGCAUGAUUGGCCACAAUCUCGAGGGGCCGUUGCCAGUCCACAUUGUGAAGGUUCUGGAUCUCGUAGUACAUAUGAAUCAUGCUAGACCGAUGUCAACAGCAGCAGCAUCAAAGGUGCCUGUUGGAGCCCGGAAGGUUGGUCUGAAGGUUGCCAUGAUGAGUCCUGGUUUCGUAUAUGAGCCGUACAGCCCACGGGAACGCAUUCCCUUCUGGAAAAGAUGGUUUACACUAAGUGGCUGGAGAAGGACAAAGGAGGACAUCAUUUUGGAGAUGAAGAACGCAUAUGCUGUUUCAAGGCUGAGGAAGAAAACUGGGUAUACCAAAAAUCAAUUCUACGAUCAAGCAUUAAAAAUAUACAAGGAGGUUAACACUUUGAUGGCACAUGGAGACACAUCAUCGCUUCGGAAAAUUCUGACAGAGAGGAUGCAUUCUACUAUAAAAAAUGAACUAAAGAGAAGACAGUCCAUGUGGAAUUCUGUACACUGGGAACUGGUGGAGCCUGCUGUUAGUAUCAGAACUUUGAGGGCUCGCAUGAUUGGCCUCGAUAAGAAUGACCUGGAUAAAGCUUUUAUACAGCUUACACUUGAGUUUGUUACCAAACAGAAAUUUGAAGCCUAUAAUUCAAAGGGUGCAGUUGUGUCUGGAGACAAGUCGAAGGAGGUACUUGUGAAAGACAUUUGGGUGUUUGAGAGGUCCCUUUUUCACCCCGGAGCAUAUUGGCGUGUAUGCGGAAGAAUUACACUGUAACCAUAUCUGUUUUGGUGUCCACGUUCAAUUUCUCACCCUGGAGCUGAACAAGAGCUAGUUCAAUAAAAUUUUGCCCUGAACUCCUUUUUUUUUCAUCCGGUUCUAACUGAUGCCUAACAGGGUCUAUGCAGUGAUGUAGUAUUUAUGCCUUUCUUCUUUGUGUUUUUUAUUAGCAGAAAAUACAGGUUUUCUAUUUAUGCUUUUGUUAGAGAACUAGCUCUUGGAGAGGGGGCAUAUUGACCCCAUUUGGAAGGGUUUGCAUCUCAGCAGCAGCAGGUAUCAGAAUUGAGAAUACUGCCUAAUGUGCUCGACAAGUAAAAGCUGGAUCUCUUUUGUCUA